AUGCCAUACAUCUCGGGGCUUGAUACCUUUGCAGCCAUCUACACCCUCCACUACAUACAUACGCUCCCCAUCGAGCUUCGCAGUAUAUGGUCUAGGAGGUUUACUGGAACCUCGGUCCUAUUUCUCCUCAAUCGGCAUGGCUUCAUGUUAUCGCAGAUAUUGAACACCAUCGGUGACUUUCCUGGAAAUAUCGGCCAGCUCCCCUUUGGAGUUUACAACUGCUUCCUUGAACGUAGUGACCUCCUUUUCCACAUCCAUGACCGGUCAUUGAUCAAGCACGAGGCAGUGCUUUUGCUGCUCAGGGUUUAUUCGAUAUACGGCUUAAAUCGACUUAUUCUGGCUGUUGGGCUCGUCUUUAUCAUACCCGUCGCCGCUUUGAACGUAUAUACAUCUACCGGAUUAGUCCCACAGACAGCUUCUGGUUCUAUUGUCAGCAAAUUCACGACCUGUUUUGCCGGUGUAAAUACCACAAGAUUUGAGUCGACCACCUUUCAAGUUGCAACAUAUCUCUCUCAUGGUGCUGACCUUGGAUUUAUGACGUACGGCAGUUAUGCUUGUGAUACAACUGCUCCCACUGGCCUCGGAAACGUGGCUCCUCUCGCUAAUGCUAUACAAGCUUUCAGGCGUGAUCCGUGCGAUGCGCGGGACAGGCCAAAAGAGCUUUCUCGAGGUUCUCCAGAGGGACGGACAAUUCUUGCGGUAUCGUUGGCCCAGGCGCGUGGUAGUAAUCCCACCCUGGAGUGGGUCCUCGGAAACGUCGUCUCUCCUUACUUCUCCGUGCUUCAGACUAUCGUCGUCAAUCUUAUGUUCUUAAACCUCCGAAGCCCUGACAGCUGCACACCAGGACAAGAUAUGAACGGCACUGCUUCGUCCCUUCCUGAGAUCAACUUCGUGCAGAACAAGUUCCUCGGGAAUAUAGGAGCACCUGUAGAAUCCGGUCAGUGGGAAGCCGAUUCUGAAGACCUGGAACCUGAGGAAGAUGCUGAGAGCAAUGAAGACGGGUCUGCACUUACGAGCUCCCAUAAUGCGACUACGACCCUGGUUCCAGUGGCCUACGACGAUAAUCUACACGGCGAAGGCGGAGAAAUCAGAUUCGUUCCUCUAACGCGUGUCGCGCAUAUAACCGCCUCAAUAAUACCACUAUCAUCGGCGUCGAAUGUCUGA
Stereum hirsutum FP-91666 SS1 is the source of this 1164-nucleotide messenger RNA. RefSeq lists its product as uncharacterized. Bases 1 to 1164 code for a protein of 387 amino acids. NCBI's taxonomy places the organism in Eukaryota, Fungi, Basidiomycota, Agaricomycetes, Russulales, Stereaceae. The transcript has 9 exons. The record is from RefSeq and is a predicted model, not a curated record.